This is a messenger RNA of Leptidea sinapis, 3582 nucleotides long. RefSeq names its product zinc finger protein OZF-like. Gene Ontology annotation, biological process: regulation of transcription by RNA polymerase II. The coding region runs from base 211 to 1761 and encodes 516 amino acids. The record is from RefSeq and is a predicted model, not a curated record. The transcript is spliced from 4 exons. Gene Ontology annotation, cellular component: nucleus. Gene Ontology annotation, molecular function: DNA-binding transcription activator activity, RNA polymerase II-specific; RNA polymerase II cis-regulatory region sequence-specific DNA binding. NCBI's taxonomy places the organism in Eukaryota, Metazoa, Arthropoda, Insecta, Lepidoptera, Pieridae.
AUUAAUAUUAAAGGUUUGCAGAGGUGUAUUAUAUUAAAUUUUUAUUUAUUGGAUACAUUACAGUUUUUGAAGUCGUUUUUUUAUACGUAGUUUUUUUUAUUAUCAUCAAUUAUAGUUAUUAGUUAAAAAAUCAUAAUUGAAGUAAGAGUUGCUCUUAGACAAAACCGAGAUUUUUGUCUUAGUAGUUGGUUGUAUCUGAUCAAAUUCAAAAUGGACAGUCAACAGAUUAUUGAACUGGAUAUUAAGAAGGAAGCUGAAACAACAGAUCAUGAAUUACCAGAAUCGAAUGUGAAUGCAGGCAACAUGCAACAUGGUCCGUUCAUUAAACAAGAAUACAAAGAGAUGGGUGUCAUAGAGCAUGAGUUAUCAGUGAAUGCAAAUCCGGAAAGAAGAACUAAUGAAUGGAAUGAAAUUGAACAUAACAAUACAAUCAACAAUAGCAAAGAAGCAUGCAACAAAAACAAUAUAAAAACAAUGUGCACGAAAGAGCAUUUAGUUCAUAAAACAAUAACUAACAGGAAGAAAAAAGAGAAAACCAGUAUAGUUUAUUCUUGUUCUGUCUGCACUAAAACUUUUAGGUUCCAAUCUGUAUUACUGACCCAUAAAAAAGUACAUACUUGUGAAAAUACUUUGGAUACACACAAUAGAAUACAUACAGACAAAAAGCCUUAUUCAUGUAACAUCUGUAGUAAGAGCUUCAUUCGAUCUGUGAAUUUGGAGAAACAUUAUAAAAUACAUGGCGUUGAAGGUGAAAACCGACUUUCAUGUAAAAUCUGUGGUAAGAGUUUCAGUGAAUUUGGUUAUUUAAAGCAACACAAUAGAAUACAUAGCGGUGAAAAGCCACAUUCGUGUAAAAUCUGUGGUAAGAGUUUCGGUGAAUUUCGUUAUUUAAAAAGACACACUAAAAUACAUAGCGGUGAGAAGCCACAUUCGUGUAACACCUGUGGUAAGAGUUUCAGUGAAUUUGGUCAUUUAAACAGACACACUAGAAUACAUACCGGCGAAAAGCCGUAUUCGUGUCAUGUUUGUGGUAAGAGCUUCAAUAAUAUUUGUGAUGUGAAGAGACACAUUAGAAUACAUACCGGCGAAAAGCCGUAUUCGUGUAACAUCUGUGGUAAAAGCUUUCUUCUUUCUGAAAAUUUGAGGAAACACAGUAUAGUACAUACAAAUGAAAAGUCGUAUUCGUGUAAAGUGUGUGGUAAAAGCUUCAAUCGACCUUCUUAUUUGAAGGAACAUAAUAGAAUACAUACCAACGAAAAGCGGCAUUCGUGUUACGUCUGCGAUAAGAGCUUCAAUCGAUUUAUUCAUUUGAAGGAACACAAUAAAGUACAUACCGGCGAAAAGCUGUAUUCUUGCAAUGUCUGUGAUAAGACUUUUUAUCGAUCUGUUGAUAUGAAGAAACACAUUAAAACACAUACCGGUGAAAAGCCGCAUUCGUGUAGCGUCUGUGGUAGGAGAUUCAAACAAUCUGGUAAUUUGAAUAUACACAGUAGAAUACAUUCAGAUGAGAGGCCGUAUUCGUGUAACAUCUGUGGUAAGAGUUUUAGAAGAUCUAGUGAUUUGAAGAAACACACCUUAAUUCAUACCGGUGAAAAACCGUAUUCAUGUAAUAUAUGUCAUAAGAGAUUUAAUCAAUCGUAUAAAUUGAAGAUACACGGUAGAUUACAUAGAACUGAAAAACAAUAUUCUGGUAGUGAAAGUGGUAACAGUGAUCAAGUCGGUGAUUUAGCACCAGAUAAUUCAAAACCUGUAAUUGUGUGAUAUUUUAUUUCAUGAUAUUGGAGGACACUAUUAUAGUGUACGUAGUUCACACUUAAAGUUUUGCGUAACCUAAAAAAACAACAUGUUAUAACCAAAAUAUUAUGUUUAUUGCUUUUCUAAAUACUUUCAUUUACAUUUCAAACAUUUUUUCAUGCGAUCGAACUAUUUUUUAAAACAGGAGGACCACAGAUCUGAAGACCUCUUUGGAAUUGAUAAAAGUGAAACUUUUCAUCUAAUCCUUAAUUUUGGGGAAAAUACAGAAAUCACAGGGUGUUAGUUCGGGUCUAUGUGCAGGAGGGGUGACGAGUUGUACCUUUUUGGAACCUAAAAAUGACUUAGUUUUGUUGGACGUGUGUGAAGAAGCGUUGUCAUGAUGUAAGAGAACGCGGCUUUUUGGUCGUCUUUUGCGAACUUUUUCUAACACCUUGGGUAAACAAAUAGUAGGAUACCACUAGGCAUUAUCACUCUUUUUUUAUCUUCAAGUGGAAUUGUGCUGAUGGGACCCGUAGCUGAGAAAAAAAUGCGGUCAUUUUUACCAACGUUCGCCUGCCCCACUUUUGUUAACUUGAUCUCAUUUUCAAACAUCCAUUCACAAUAUUGCUGUUUUUUUUCGGGCUGAAAACAAUAAAUCCACGUUUCGUGUCCUAUGACAAUGUAAUAAACAGCAUUAAAAAUGUCAGUGGUCCACGCGAGCCCGCUUCUGCUCCGCUGUCAGUUCAUGAGGGAUCCAACGGCAACAAAGUUUCCGAUCUUUCAAUUCUUCGUGUAAAAUUUUCUGAAUUUGGCUCAUACUAAUCCCGAAUAGUCCUCUAAUUGUCUCCGCGGGUUUUCUUCAAUUAGCCACUUAUCAGCUUAGCCACAUUUUUUUCGUUGAAGUCAGUUGAAGGUCGCCCACGAUAUUCGCCAUGUAAAGAAACCAGACCUCUCUCAAAUUCCGCAAACCAUCGCCUCACGGUGCUCAAGCAACAUGCUUCUCCCCCAAAACCAUUUUGAAGACGAGCGGCACAGUCUUGCGGAGAUAGAACUUAUAAAAUCAUAAAAAAUCAUCGCUCUAAAAUCUUUUCAACUUAAUUCCAUUUUCGUUGCGUACAUAGAACUUUGGUGUGUGAUAAAAAACAAUUGACAAAUGAUUGCCUAUUGCUUUUUUUUAUUUUUAAGAACGAUGCAACAUUUCAAAAAACAUAACAGAAGUGCAAAACUUUUAGUGUGACCCAUGUACCAAUCACCUGGGACACUUGACAAGUGGCAUUCACAAUACGUGAAAGCGGUCACUAAUAAAUAAGGUCGGAUUUUUCAACCCCUAAAAAAGUUUUCGCCUAUCUACGUGCACCAAAAGGCAGGAUUCCAUUACCAGUGCCCUGAGUUCUAUAAAGUUGACUGCUGCAGCCGAAAUUCAUAUGUUGGACAAAUGAAAAGAGCUAUUUCUCAACCUAUUAAGAAACACAUCAGUGCAAAAUAACGAUAGUUAAAAAUCUGCGAUAGUUGAACACUUGCUGAAAGCCGGUACAAAAUGGAUCUGGAUCGAGUUUCAUAACCCAUUGGUGAUUCCUGCUGAAUGUUUAAGACUAGCACGAGCAUGGAAUUUAGUGUCACUCUGCUGUACAAAAUAUACAAUAAAAAGACCGGAAUGAAUGGAUGUCGUUAGAACUUCUUCGCGUUCCGGGCUCUCUAAAUCUUGAAUGUCCCUUGAAUACUGGGUGGUUAGCGCGCGAUUAUUUGGGUGCGAUAGUGAAUCUAUGCGUAUCGUAUAGUUAAGGGAUUUCAGUGAAUUUAUCUGAAAGUUAUUGCAAUAAUCUAUUAAAAUAAGUACAAAUUGUUUGA